AUGUCUAUCGACCUAAACUGGGAAGCUCUCACAGGCGGGCCAGACGGCGAGGCCCUCGCACACAGCAUCCGCGACUUCAUCCAUACCAAGUUCCAGUCCGUUCCCCUACCGCGCUUCAUCAAGUCCGUGACGGUGCACGACUUUGAGUUCGGCACCACGCCGCCCGAGCUGGAGCUCAAGGACAUCACGGACCCGCUGCCGGAUUUCUACGAGGAGAACUCUGCCGCGGACGACGAAGACUCGGAAGAGGAUGAUGAGGAUGAUGAGGGACGACCGCCGCCGCCGACAAUGAUGGCGCCAGGCGCAAGACUCUCGGCUAUACCACCACACAUCACAACAAGUUUUCCAGGCGGACACAUGAGAGGCAUGUCCUCUGUGCCGCAGGACCUAGGAAGCCCGUUUCUCGGCACAUCGACGCCUGGUAUACUGGGCGGUGCGUCAAACCUCAGCUACUUCCACUCUCACCUCGCGGGCGGCCUGUCGGGGACGCAGACGCCCCUCGCCGCCGUCGCUGGGGCACAGCUUGGGAACAACGGGAACAACCACCACCACUAUCACCACUAUCUUCACCAACAGCAGCAGCAGCAGCAAUCCUGGCAACAGCACGUGCCAGCAGAUACAGCGGGCGGGAGCUACAGCCCCCUCUCUGUGUCCACAGCCGCCUUCCCGGACCAGGCAGCCAGGAACGCCUCGGUCGACGGCCGCGCGCCCAGCCACAGCCGGAACCCGAGCCAAAGCUCCAUCUCAGUGGCCGACUUCAACCACGGCAGUGGCGCGAUGGCGGGUCUGACCCCCAUGCACUCCCUCUCCCAUCCGGCGCUGCGCGAAAAAUCCAGCGUCUCUACCUUUGCACCGACGUCCUCGGCGGGGACAUCUCGGCCCCCGACGAGGGACAACGCCAACAACAAUACCAACACCUCGUCGUCACCAGCAGCGCUCGCUGGCGGCAGCGCAAUCGCCGAAGACGAAGACGACAAUGGCCAGAAUCAGCACCGCGAGAAACCAAGAUUCCGCGAGGCCAGGACCGAGGACAUCCAGGCUGUAUUUCGGAUCAACUACUCGGGCGAUGUGCGGCUCCUGCUGACGGCGGACAUCCUCCUCGACUACCCCAUGCCGAGCUUCGUGGGCAUCCCGCUGCGUCUGAGCAUCACGGGCCUGUCGUUUGACGGGGUCGGCGUCGUCGCGCACAUACGCAAGAGGGUGCACUUUUGCUUCCUGAGCCCGGAGGACGCGCUGGCUGCCGUGGGCGCGGACGAGAAUGGGAACGCGCAGGCUGGCGACGAUGCCACUACUACUACUCCUACCACCACUGGUGGGCCUGGUGCUGCGUCGUCGUCGGGCGGCGGCGGAGGCGGGCGGAACGGGCAUGGCAAGAUGGGCGGGUUGUUGCAGGAGAUCCGGGUGGAGAGCGAGAUUGGGCAGAGGGAAGGAGGUAAGCAGAGCCUCAAGAAUGUGGGCAAGGUGGAGAGGUUUGUUUUGGAGCAGGUGAGGAGGAUUUUUGAGGAGGAAUUUGUUUACCCAAGCUUCUGGACAUUCCUCGUCUAG
Molecule: messenger RNA, 1545 nt
Organism: Cryphonectria parasitica EP155
Lineage: Eukaryota; Fungi; Ascomycota; Sordariomycetes; Diaporthales; Cryphonectriaceae
Exons: 2
Coding region: 1-1545 (514 amino acids)
Biological process (GO): phospholipid transport; mitochondrion organization
Cellular component (GO): ERMES complex
Molecular function (GO): lipid binding
Source: RefSeq, a predicted model, not a curated record